UUGCCGCUGUUGCGCUGCCUCUGCUCAUAACUUACAGUGAUGAGAGAAGGAUUCACGGCUCAAACAGACGAGCACAACGCAGGUUCAUGCAAGAGAAAGUGCUAUAGACGCAGCAGUGUGGAAUUCACUUGCACGAAGGUUCUGUCACAGUGAACAGCAAAUAAGCAUUGAGUUGAGAGCUUCUUUUUUUUCCCUGCUUUGGUUUAGACUGGUGCAGUUCAAUAAAAAAAAUUGUAAAUUUUUACAUACACUGAGGCUACACCGUGAACCGAUCAAUCAGCCUACGAAGACUAUUCUACAUGCACGAGAUCCCUUAAAGUUAAAGGUACAUGGCUAAUAAGUUGCCAUUUGACCUUUUGACUUGGCAAAGUACAAUGAUGAUAUAGUAAUUGUCGUCAAACAGUGGAAGUCAGAUCGGAGCAGUGCACUCGCUCCUAACCUCAGUUCACUCAACGUUAGUGCUGUCAGCCCCUUAAAGAAAUCGUAAGUGUGCUGUACGUUUACGCGUGGACACACACGCGCGCGCGCGCACACACACACAGACAGACAUACUUGUUGAUAUAGACGUACAUACACAUAAAUACAUACAUACAUGUAUAUCUGGAUUAGUAUAUAAAUAUACGUAACGUGUCCUGCCUAUGCAGCAUCCCUGGUUAUCCCCUCGGUUAUCCCAGUGAUGUGUACAUAAGUGCUCAGUGAAUAAGCAAUAAGACAUCUGUUGAUUUAGCUGUACUUCUACAUUGUAGCACCAGUUAAGUGAGCAGAACAGCAGUGCUGUGCGUCUUGAAAUAUCAUUAAGCCCAUCAGCGAGAACAAAAACAGCCAAGAUAAACAAUUAAGCAAUUUAAAACAUACGAUUAUGUCAACAGCAGUUAUGAGCAGUAGCCAAAUCAUGUUCGAUUAUUUUAAGACCAGUAGCGGAAAUAUCAAUGCCACGAACGAAACAGCGGCUGCAGCAACUGCUAUGGUGAGCCAACAGGUUCUUGGUGCUUUAACUAUAAGUCAGACGUCUACGACAAGUUACAGUAGUAACAACUCCCCUAUCAUACGGCGCAGUUAUAACAACCUAGUGAACCUACUUGAGCAACACCGCAAGCUUGAUCGAUCCGUUAGCGAGCCAACCUCGCGCUAUAAGACUGAGCUUUGUCGACCGUUUGAGGAGAGUGGUAGCUGCAAGUACGGGGACAAGUGUCAGUUCGCACAUGGCUACUCCGAACUGCGUAACCUCACGCGCCAUCCUAAGUACAAGACAGAACUUUGCCGUACUUUUCAUAAAAUCGGCUUCUGCCCAUAUGGGCCUCGCUGUCACUUUGUGCACAACUUUGAAGAGGCACGCGUUCAUAACUUAAAACUAACAGUACCUAACGGUGACUCAAAUGUUUGUAUGGCUACUGAAGAUUCAGGACCCAUAAGUCUUAGCUCACUUCUUCAACCCUUUGGGGUAGGUGCUGCUCUUAUUGAACAAUUAACUACUGGUAAUACAUCCGAUGGGGCUAAUGUUCCGCUCGUACGCGCCAGCUCACUUAGUCAGGUAAACCAAUUACCGUGCCACCACUACCACCACCAUUAUCAGCAACAGCCAACAGUAUUUACUCUGCCUAAGAGCAGCUCAUUUGGUCUGUCCGAAGCUAGCUACACUACUAAGCCCACAACACUUAACCUCUCGCCUACUUUUUCAUUGGGCAGCGUUGCAGAAUCGAUCUCACCCACUUCAAGCCUUAGCCAGUCACCAACCAACUCUAUGACAAGCUUCUUCGGCGAUGAAUCGGCCUCCCCACCGCUCGACCGUACUUCUGUCAUCAUUAAUUCUGGUAAUAGUGGCACCGAAAGUAUGUUAACUUUUACCGGCCUCGGACAAAAACUGGUAGGCUCGCAUAGGUGCACCUCCAGCCCACCACUAUUGGACACAAGGACCCAGGCACCCUUAUCACCUGGUGCUGAAAGUCGGCUGCCCAUCUUUAACCAAAUAAGCAGCACUGUCUUUCAUAGUUUUGAUAAUUUAAAGAUCUAAUCUAACUUUUAUGUUAGUAGACAGAAUCGAAGCUGGCAGUACUGUAAGCGAAUAAGUCAACUUGUAUUACCAAACAGGUAAAGGAUAAAAAAAACAAUUUUUUUACCCUAUUUAAGGAGGGUUUGCCGUCCUGUCAUCUACCAAUCUUCCAAAAUGCCCUGUAAAUGGUGAAAGCUUUCGAUCUUGGGAUAUUGUAACAUGGUCAACAUCGCCUAAAAGUUCAGGGGUUGUUCCAAACUAACUAUUGUCUUCCAAUCAAUUGCAAGUCCGUGUGAGUGAGUAAUAGAGUGCUUCAAAAAUAGAAGACAUAAAAAAGAAGUUUGUAAAUAGAAGAGAAAAAAUUUUCUGCAGAAAGAGGUUUUGUUGACACGCUAUAGUGACUCCAUAUUUUUAGGCUGAAACUAGGGGCCAAACCUGUCACGAAGAUCGUUAACCUCGUUCGUUAGUCGUGUAUUACUUUUUAUAGCAACAUACUCGUUUUUCUAUUUUUAUAAUUAUUUAAUUGACUUGAAUAAUGUAAGCUCCUCCGUUUAUGUGUACAACAAAUGAUAAUUGUAUUGCGUUAGAAUUUAUGGUCUGACAUAAUGAUCUCUACAGUUUUUUGAAAACCGUUAUACAAGACUAAAAAAAGUGCAAGCUUAGUAUGAUCAAGAAGUAAGUUAAAUAAUUAUACAGUGCAAGUACUCACAAGAUAAAAAAAAGAUACUUCUUGAUCGCAGAAAGUAUAUAAAAACUGUGUCUU
Copidosoma floridanum is the source of this 2753-nucleotide messenger RNA. RefSeq names its product Tis11 zinc finger protein (gene Tis11). Gene Ontology annotation, molecular function: mRNA binding; metal ion binding. The record is from RefSeq and is a predicted model, not a curated record. Lineage: Eukaryota; Metazoa; Arthropoda; Insecta; Hymenoptera; Encyrtidae.